Bufo gargarizans (Asiatic toad) is the source of this 669-nucleotide messenger RNA. It is a transcript of the gene NEUROG1, whose product is annotated as neurogenin 1. The transcript has a single exon. NCBI's taxonomy places the organism in Eukaryota, Metazoa, Chordata, Amphibia, Anura, Bufonidae. The record is from RefSeq and is a predicted model, not a curated record. Gene Ontology annotation, molecular function: protein dimerization activity. Bases 1 to 669 code for a protein of 222 amino acids.
AUGGACAGAGCAUGCACUGAUUAUGAUCACUCCAGCAGGAUGUCCUUCUCCCCAUCAGAGGAUGAGGACUACAGCAGUCUUCAGUCCCCUUCUCCCUACUCCACUGGAGCCCUUACUUCUCCAGCACAAACUCCAGAGAAGUGUGGGGAGGAGAAAAAGAGAAGAAGAGGCAGAAACAGAGUCAAAAACGAAGCCGUCCUUCACACCAUCAAGAAGACCAGAAGAGUGAAAGCUAAUGACAGGGAGAGGGGCAGAAUGCACAAUCUCAACUCAGCCUUAGAUGAACUAAGAGACAUUUUGCCCUGCUUCCCUGACGACACAAAGUUAACUAAGAUUGAAACUCUGAGGCUGGCUCACAAUUACAUCUGGGCCCUGUCUGAAACCUUGAGGUUAGCUGACCAGACCAAAGACAAGACCCAAGUAGAACUAGUGCAAUCAGGAUACAUGAGCCCUGCAGCUCCUCCAAGCCCUGGCAGUGAUGCUGGAUCAUGGAUGUCCACAGCCUCCCCAUCUACAUCAUCGUCAUCCUCCUUCUCAGCAUGCACCUCUAAUCCAAGCAGCCCAGCCAUGUCUGAAGACUGUUACUAUGGACACAGAGAAAGCCUCUUCUCCCUCCACAGCAUCCCACAGAACUUCUUGCAUUCUGCAUGUUUUGUGCAGUACCAGUAG